CACAACUACAUUCCCACCAUUCCACCUUCAACACAGCUCCGUAAAACCCUAGCUACGAGGGGUAUGAGUCGUCAUGCGAUGGCCGCCAUGGGCUUCCGAAUCGCAAGCCCGAGAACAACACGAUGAACAAAACCAAAAGAACUGGAACAAAUCCCUCAAUGCGAUCGACUGGGCCGCAUUCACCGAACCCCGGACUCUAAUUCCUACCUUGAUCCUCACGACAGGAAUCGUCGGCGCACUGCAGAUCCACCGCCGAUACCUGCGCCGUUUCCCGGACGCCGUUAGCAUCUCGCCCUCGUACUUCCGGAAAAGGACCAUCCUAGGCCAAGUGACGAGCGUCGGCGACGGCGAUGGUUUCAGACUAUACCACACACCCGGAGGAAGACUGGCGGGAUGGGGCUGGUUGCCUUGGAAGAGAGUUCCCACCGCGAAGAAGGACCUGAAGGAUAAAACGAUCUCCGUUCGCUUGGCUGGUGUGGAUGCGCCGGAACUUGCACAUUUUGGUCGCCCGGAACAGCCUUAUGCUCGGGAAGCUCAUGAAUGGUUGACGUCGUACGUCCUUAAUCGCCGCGUUCGGGUCUUGGUGCACCGUCAGGACCAGUAUCAGCGUGUAGUGGCCUCUGCGUAUGUGCGACGGGUCUUCGACUUCCCGAUUCCUUUUCGUCGUCGUGAUGUCUCGUAUGAGAUGUUGACGCGUGGAUUGGCGACUGUGUAUGAGGCAAAGGCGGGUUCUGAAUUUGGAGGCCCUGAAUUGGAACGGAAGUAUAGGGAGGCGGAAUCUAUCGCUAAGCAGAAGGGAACGGGUCUGUGGAAGGGAUAUCGUCGCAAUCGCAAAGGGUGGGAGAGUCCGCGUGAGUACAAGACUCGUAUGGGAUUGGAGGAGCAGUCUCAUGGUAAUGGCAAUUGAGGCAAUUGAGAAAGAAGAUAGAUAUGACUCUGUAUAUUAGAAGGUAUAUGCCCAUAUGAUUUGUCUGUAUA
Molecule: messenger RNA, 978 nt
Organism: Aspergillus caelatus
Lineage: Eukaryota; Fungi; Ascomycota; Eurotiomycetes; Eurotiales; Aspergillaceae
Product: thermonuclease family protein
Exons: 2
Coding region: 74-907 (277 amino acids)
Cellular component (GO): mitochondrion; cytoplasm
Source: RefSeq, a predicted model, not a curated record